Molecule: messenger RNA, 7570 nt
Organism: Ictalurus furcatus (blue catfish)
Lineage: Eukaryota; Metazoa; Chordata; Actinopteri; Siluriformes; Ictaluridae
Gene: zmynd8
Product: zinc finger, MYND-type containing 8
Exons: 20
Coding region: 1360-4884 (1174 amino acids)
Biological process (GO): regulation of DNA-templated transcription
Molecular function (GO): protein binding
Source: RefSeq, a predicted model, not a curated record
GGCAUGUCAGAUUGCUAACGGAUUGACAGUGGUGUCUUCCUGUGAACAGUUCUAAUGCUGGAAAAGUGUGGAAUGACUGAGUGGAGUUUCCAAUAUGUUUUUUUUUUUUUUUUUUUUUUUUUUUUAAGAUAUAUGCACAUUUAUAUGAACAUUGCAUGGGUGUUGAUGUAUUUUCUACAUGUAUAUAUUGCUAGAUCCGAAAUGAUUGAGGUUUGUGUGUGCAGACACUGAUACUUCUACUUCAAAAAUAACACAUGUACCAAAUAUGCAGUCAAUAGUAAAUUCACCAAAGAAGCUACAGCUAACUAUAGUACUAUAGAUAUUAUGGAAAAUAAGUCGACAUGGGCUUUAAGUUGGAGUAUUACUUCCUCACCUCAGAAUAUUAUAAUGUUUUUCUAUUCUCAUGGAUGCCUUGUAAUUUUCUCGUUAGGUCCAUAGCUUUCGAGGAACAAAAUAAAUGGGAUUAUUGUAUAAGCUUCAAAUGAUUACCAUUGUCAUUGAAACAGAGAAAUAAUAAAGUCUGUUGAUUAAAUGAAAAUGAAGUCUAUUUCAUAUUACAUAUAAUCUAUAAAAAAAAGCUGUAAAGCUGGCAUUCAUAUAGAUACCAUGUGUAUUUAUUGUAUGUGCAGAAGUCAUCUGAACGAAUGAUAAUACUGGGUAUUUUUCCUGUAAGGCAGGUUACAUUUUCCUUUUGGUUCUUUGUCUCUGUGUGGGAGUGAGUGUGUGUGUGUAUGUGUGUGUGUGUCCGAGGCCCUCACUGCAUUCUUGCGGGCUGCUCUGCUGGCAAAGCUUGCGUUCUCACAGUUGCCACAGAAAGCUCUAGAAAAUGGAUGCCUGUCACUGCUCUUAGCAAUUAGACGAGGCAGAGGGAAAGCAGGCAAUCUGAAGCGUUUGUCCUAGCUCUACAGAGAACAUGUACAUGUUGCCUUGUCAGUGAAGGCUUAAAGAAGAAGUGGAGUGUGAUUCGGAGUGUGUUUUUGAUGGCGGAUGGCAGCAGCAGCCCUCCCUGCAUUGCAGCAGUGGAUCAGAGCAGAGCGGAGAGAGCAGGGAGAGCCAGCGUGCCACACAGCGCCGAGCGCCCAAUCACGCGCCUCCGUGUGGCUCUCAAACCAAUCGGCAGCCCACAGCUGAGGUUAAAGAUUGACAAUUGCACCGAGAGCGGCAGGGAGAGAGAGCAAGGCCCUUCUGGAAAAUUCUGCACCCAUCUUUGUCUCAUCCCUUACCAGCUAUUAUAAUUGAAGGGGGGAAAAAAAUAAAAAAAAACAAGGCCCUGCCUGAAGAACCUGUUCACUGUGCACAUAAAGAAAAAUAAGUUUAGCAGAAGAGGAAGUGAAGACAGAGUCGGAUGUGAAUGAAGGAAUGGAGAUUGCCACACGAUCCAAAGUGUCUGAUCCAGGGUCAGUGGAGCGCACCGCCCCAAAGCGCAAAGCACCCAGCCCACCGCAUUCAUCCAAUGGACACUCUCCUUCAGAAACUUCUCCUAGCCCAGUCAAAAAGAAGAAGAAACCGGGAGCGGUCAACAGCAGCAAAGAUCAGUCCGAACUAAGACAUGGUCCCUUUUACUAUGUGAAGCAGCCCGCACUCACCACAGACCCUGUUGAUGUUGUACCGCAGGACGGCAGGAAUGACUUCUAUUGCUGGGUGUGCCACCGCGAGGGCCAGGUGCUCUGCUGUGAGCUCUGCCCACGCGUCUACCAUGCCAAGUGUCUCAAACUGGCUGCUGAGCCUGAAGGCGACUGGUUCUGUCCUGAGUGUGAGAAAAUAACCGUUGCAGAGUGCAUUGAGACCCAGAGCAAGGCAAUGACCAUGCUCACACUGGACCAGCUGUCUUACCUUCUCAAGUUCGCCCUCCAGAAGAUGAAACAGCCGGGUACAGAACCGUUUCAGAAGCCAGUGUGUCUUGAGCAGCAUCCGGAUUACGCAGAGUAUAUUUUUCAUCCCAUGGAUCUCUGUACGUUGGAAAAGAAUAUCAAAAAGAAAAUGUACGGCUCUACCGAAGCUUUCCUGGCUGACGUGAAGUGGAUUUUGCACAACUGCAUCAUUUACAAUGGAGGUAACCAUAAGCUCACCACAACAGCCAAAGUUAUCAUAAAAAUCUGUGAACAUGAAAUGAAUGAAAUCGAGGUCUGUCCAGAGUGCUAUCUUUCAGCCUGCCAAAAGAGGGACAACUGGUUUUGUGAGCCAUGUAGUAACCCUCAUCCCCUAGUGUGGGCCAAACUUAAGGGCUUUCCAUUCUGGCCUGCCAAAGCUCUACGAGACAAAGACGGACAAGUAGAUGCUCGAUUCUUUGGACAGCAUGAUAGAGCCUGGGUCCCAAUCAAUAACUGCUACCUCAUGUCUAAAGAGAUUCCUUUCUCUGUAAAGAAGACCAAAAGCAUCUUCAACAGUGCCAUGCAGGAGAUGGAGGUCUAUGUGGAGAACAUUCGUAAAAAAUUUGGCGUCUUCAAUUACGCCCCGUUCCGCACACCCUACACGCCGGACAACCAGUUCCAAAUGCUACUUGACCCAGCAAACCCAGGGGCUGGCUCGGUCAAACCUGAAAAACAGGAGAAGGCCAAGUUCAGCGUUGAUAUGACAGCAGCACACGUAGGCAAGGGCAUGUUGUCAGCCGGGAUGGGUGGUGGAGGGGCUACUGGUAGGCGGAUCUCUAUGCCGGACAUACCGCGAUCGCCAAUGAGCACUAACUCUUCUGCUCAUACCGGCUCUGAUGGCGAGCAGGAGGGUGGAGAAAAGAGCCAGACCAGAUCACUUCUGCAACACCACAGCACAGGAGAAGAGUCUCUCGACAGCACAGCAUCCCCUGCUGCUCCGCGAGCUGGUCCUGCAGGCAGCACCAUGGACAGCCCCAAACCAUUUCACUCUACAGCCCCAAACACACCUGUUAAACAGGAGAAGACCCCCGGCACAGGCAGCAUCUUAAACCUUAACCUUGACCGCAGUAAGGCCGAGAUGGACCUAAAGGAGCUGAGCGAGACGGUUCAGCAGCAGCAGGGCGCUCAGGCCUCACUCACUUCCCCUAAAAGGCAGAUCAGGAGCCGCUUCCAGCUCAACCUUGACAAGACCAUUGAGAGCUGCAAAGCACAGCUGGGUAUAGAUGAGAUAUCAGAGGAUGUGUACAAAGAUGAGGAGCACAGCGACUCGGACGACUCUGACAAGUCUGACUCCAGUGACAGCGAGUACGCCAGUGAUAACGACCAAAAACCAAAGAGCACCAAGGACUCUGCUGCUGCUGAAAAAACAGAGAAAGAACUAUCUAAAAAGAAGCCCAAACUGCCAUCCCCUGCUGGCGAAGACAAGGACAGCAGCACAGAAUCCUCUGGUACAUCUAGCUCACUGACCAAAGGUGAGAUCGUGCAGAAAGUAGGAAGCAGCGUCUCUCAAGCAAAAGAGAAGCCAGCUGCUGAGUCCGACAAAGAAGUGCCUAAAGCAGCACCAGCAUCUCCCGGUGCAAGAGACAAAUCCAAGGUAGCAGAGGAAGCCAGGCAGCCUGUGUCUGUCGACGUAGACAUGGACUCCGACUCAGAGCGAGAGCUGGUGAUCGAUUUGGGAGAAGAACCUGGAGGAAGAGAGAGGAAGAGGCGCAGGAAAGACUCAGCCGCCGUCACCGCACUCAAAGAGCCCACAGCCUCCAAGACAGAGGCUAAAUUACCUCCCGCAGGAAGUCUUGCUCCAUCUCAAACCCCUUCAGCACCCUCUUCCACUCCAGGCCUCAAAGACCCCUCGCAGUCUCCCAUGGCAGUUCCUCUAAACGUAGUCACCAUCCCUGCUGUCCCUAGCAGCGCAGCCAUCGUCUCUUCGUCCCUGCCUAACUCAGCUCCUCCUACAGCCCUGCCCUCCUCCACCCCCACCAGCACAGUGAAGAAACAGCGUCCCCUGCUGCCCCGCGAGAGUGUCCCGGUGGUGCAGCGGGCGGUUGUGUGGAACCCUGGUGCCAAGUUUCAGACGUCGUCUCAGAAGUGGCACAUGCAGAAGGUUCAGCGGCAGCAGCAGAGCCACACGCAGCCUCACGCUCCGGCACAGACGUUACCGCAAGCACAGCAGGCAUCGUCUUCACCGUCUUCUUCCACUUCCAGCACUCGAUAUCAAACGCGACAGGCUGUCAAGGCUGUGCAGCAGAAAGAUUCCCCACACAGCACCUCGACCUCGGCGGUCACUCUGGUCACCAGCACCCCUGUGUCUGCAGCCAUAAUGGCAGGUGUCACGGUUAGCUCUUCCUCCUCGUCCUCAUCCUCCUCCAUGGCUGGAGAUCUACAAAUCCCCACCACCUCUGCCGACGUGGCAGCUGACAUCGCUAAAUAUACCAACAAAAUCAUGGAUGCAAUCAAGGGGACAAUGACCGAAAUAUACAAUGAUCUCUCCAAGAGCACCUCAGGAAACACAAUAGCUGAAAUUAGGCGGUUACGGAUUGAAAUCGAAAAGCUGCAGUGGCUCCAUCAACAGGAAUUAUCAGAGAUGAAACACAAUUUAGAGCUGACCAUGGCGGAGAUGCGGCAGAGUCUGGAGCAGGAGCGAGAGCGGCUGGUCGCAGAAGUGAAGAAGCAAAUGGAGAUGGAGAAACAGCAGGCUGUCGACGAGACCAAGAAGAAGCAGUGGUGUGCCAACUGUAAGAAAGAGGCCAUUUUCUAUUGCUGCUGGAACACAAGCUACUGUGACUACCCCUGCCAGCAAGCACACUGGCCAGAACACAUGAAAUCCUGCACGCAGUCAGCAACAUCGUCACAGCAAGAGCCAGACACAGAGUCAAACACAGACGGCAUUUCUAAGGUUUCUGGCCAUCCGAACAGCAGUCAGGACUCGCCUCGAGAGACUGCAGGAGCUCCUCCGACAGACAAGGGCAGCGAUGUGGACAAAUCGAAGGACACUGUCACUGUCAGUAUGUCCUAGCUCAAGACAUACUGUACUAACUACUGUAGAACUGCACUUAAAACUGCACAUAUGUACAAAACAUAGUCAAGUUCCGUCACUACAACAAAAUACUUUUCAUGUUGUUGUCUUGCCAGGAUCUGCUUUUAACACUUUGGGAGGCUGAUUUAAUUAUUUCUAUCAAUGACAGCUCCAUGUUCCGAUCUCAGUUCAAUAUAGCAUUAAAGACACAACCAGACCUCUUUAGUGACUUACUUACUUUACUCUGGUUUUUUUUUAUUAUUUGGUUGUUGUUUUUUUUUUUACUUGAUUCUUACUUGAAGUCCAUAACAUUUUCUGAUUGGCUUAUUCAUUUAUCACCAUAAUACCAACGUCAUUACAGCGUAGAGUCCACGAAUGGGCCGCUGCAGGAUUUCUACACAAAGCAGUUAUCCAUUGGUGCUCAGUCCAUGUUUGUGGGGAUUUUGUACAAUUAUUCAAAUCCUAUUUGGCUUUCAGCGCUGCACUCAAAACGAGAAGCUGUUUUCUCUCAAAUCGUCUUACACAGAAGACAGAAAACCACUUUUUUUUUGGUCACAUCAUUUUAAACGGCAAGCCUCUCGCCAGCUAGAGUGGAGUUAUGAAGAUGUAAAUGCUUUAGUGAUCCGAAAGUAUCCUGGUAAAUAUGGUUUAGGUGUCAUAACUGAAACAUCCUGUAGGUAUCACUGAUAUCUUAAAGACAGAAAACGAUGAAGCGAUGUUGUUCACUGUGUAAAGGCUCAUUCUGAAACGGAUGUCAUGUUGUGUUACAUUUUUAUUGCAGGUUGUCUAUUUCCUAAUAUAUGUGUGUAUAUAUUUAUAUAUAAGCUUUAUAUGGGGGUUGGGUAUAAAAAUGUGAGAUUUUGUUUUUAUUUUUUAAUAGUUCACAAAUUGUAAAGAUGAAUAUUUGUUUAUAUUUAAUUCUUUCAACUUUCUGUUUGGUAAUAUGAAACUCAGAAGAUUACAUUAUAUUUUAUUUUCUCUAUGCAUCCAUUACUAAAAACAUUUGCAAUUUUGAGGGACAAAAUAAUAAUUAAAAAAAAGCUUGACUAUUGAUCUAUUAGUAGUAGUGUUCCAAAGUGGUGUUGUUGUUUUUAAACAAUAUUGUUUUGUUUUUUUAUGAAAGUGUAUUAAAUAUGGCAUGGUAUGAUACAGUCUCAAUGUAUCACAAGAUACCAGGCUGAUUACUGUUAAAGAAUCACACACUUUAUUUUAAUUUUCAUUUUAACACCUUUGCCUUCACUCGCACUUUUAAACGUGACCAUUAAAUUAUUAUUUUUUUAGACAUUAAUUACAUCUGACCAAGCUAUUUUGUUCUUAUGUUUUUUUUUUUUUUGCAUUAAAUUCAGAUCAGUAAUAAUAUUUUCAUCUCAUUCACUAUCCUUAAUACAGACUACAGAGACAUUUCAUUACUGCUUUUCUAAUUGAUCUUUAUGUACUGUUGACUGAUCAUUCUGUAAUCUUUCUGAAUUUACUUUUUUAUUUUCUGUUGGAACAGUUACCUUUAUGUUUAUGUUUAUAAUACCCCUGUCCGAUCGACAAAAAUAUAGCGGCCCAGCAAAGUUACCAAAGCUGAAGCUAGAAGGUCAUAAUUUACAUUGUGAUGCAUUAUAACAGGUCAUUACAGUACAGAAACACCAUUUGAGCAGCCUCCCUAAUAUUUACACUGACUGUUGACUGUUCAGUACAUUCUUAGCUCUUAAAAAAGAACUGCUGUGUAUAUUACAACUUAAAAAUAAAACACAAACACACACACACACAAAUGUUUACAUAUUGUACAGAAAUAAAAUUUGGUGGUCUUAAUGUGUCUUUAUUUAUUUUUUGGGUUGGUGUCUGGUGCAAGACGAUAAGAAUUCAUGAAUGUCUUAUGGCAGGUUAUGUCACUAUAAAUGGUUAAACGUAUGUUGUGUUGUUCAUUAAUGAAUUAAGAAUUUGGUGCUACUUUUGUAGGAUAUUUUAUGUGUUUCAUUACUGUUGAAUUCUCAAAUUUGCCUGCCAUAGUCUGUCACGUCUCGAGACGUAACGCAGAUAGGGACGGAUGCAAGUGCAGUUCAACAGUUUUAUUAAAGAGAGACACAGGUAGAUAAAUCCAAAACAUGCAAAAGGUCAGGCGAUCGACAAACAGGCAUAAACGGAGCAAAGCAGGAAUCAAGGUCGCGGUCACGGAAAACAGGGUCGAGAAACAAAACAAGAAACAUAAACAAUGACUAGGAACUGGGAGCGGAAAAACCAGCAAUGGACUAAACUAACAUGGAACAUAACAUGCACAAAGACUAUGACUAUGACUGAGGUAAACUAUCGUAAGGAAUCAAAACUAAGUAUCUUAACUAUUCUGAUCUACUAUAAUAUUCCGCCCGUGUGCUGGGAGGCGCGCGGUGUAUAUAUACAAACAUAAUCAGCGUCAAUUGCUGACAGCUGACACCAAUCUAAACACACGUGAAAUAACAGCCAAUGACAGAACAGGGAGGAGACAUAACAGAAACAUAACAAAAAGCAAGUGUCCAAUGUACACAAUGUCACGAUUGUCAACAAAUGAAAAGCAGGUUCUCACGCACGCGCGCCCACAUGCUCUCCAGCGCACUGCUUAAAGGGGAAACCGUGACAUAGUCUAAGGACAAUAAUAAGCAAAUUAAAGAACUGAUGUUAUUUAACAAACAAAAAAAACGUAAUCGUUGAUAUAGUGAAGUUU